Molecule: messenger RNA, 909 nt
Organism: Colletotrichum graminicola M1.001
Lineage: Eukaryota; Fungi; Ascomycota; Sordariomycetes; Glomerellales; Glomerellaceae
Product: sodium/calcium exchanger protein
Exons: 3
Coding region: 1-909 (302 amino acids)
Biological process (GO): calcium ion transmembrane transport; intracellular calcium ion homeostasis
Cellular component (GO): fungal-type vacuole membrane
Molecular function (GO): calcium:proton antiporter activity
Source: RefSeq, a predicted model, not a curated record
AUGCUUCUGUGCCUAGGCAUGUGCUUUGUCGCCGGCGGCAUGCGAAGAGACGAGGCCGAGUUCAGUGAGACUGUCAGUGAAGCUGGAACUGGUCUUCUCUUUACAGCAGGCGUCACCUUGGCCGUUCCAGCCGUCUUCAGUUACUCCAUGGCCUCAUCUCUCACUGUCAAGCAACUUGAAGACAAAACAAUCCACAUAUCGCGGGUCGUCUCUGUUUUGCAGGUAAUAGCUUACGCCGUCUUCGUUUAUUUUCAAGCCCGCACGCACCACGGCAUCUACGCCAUCUUUGAGAAGGACGAGCAACGUGAACACAAGAGCUGUGAGCAUGUCAAUAAGCCCAAGCUUACUCUAACCGAAUGCAUUAUUGGUCUUGCAGUAUCCAUUACGCUUGUAACGUUCAUGGCAAUUUACCUCGUUGAGCAAAUCCAUACCAUUGUUACGAAACACAGCGUCGUCUCAGACCACCUUAUGGGCUUGAUUCUUGUACCCCUGGUUGAAAAGGCAGCCGAGCACCUAACGGCCGUCAAUGAGGCUUGGGAUAACCAGAUGAACUUUGCGCUAUCCCACGUGCUAGGCGCGACGCUGCAAACAGCGUUGCUGAACGGCCCGCUCAUUGUCAUUGUUGCCUGGGCACUGGAUAAGCAGAUGGACAUUGUGUUUGAGGUAUUCGACAUCACCAUGCUUAUUCUUGCUAUAUUAACUGUGGGGAACUUCCUACACGAUCAGAAGUGCAACUACCUUGAGGGUUUCCUUUGCAUUAUUGCCUAUCUCGCCAUUGCAGCUGCAGCUUACAACUACCCAAACCCGGAAGGCGUAGAGUGCCUCAUCAAGGGCAUAAACUAUUGGAAGUUCCAUGAGUCCAUAGCCUUCAGGCGCCGACAAGUCAUGCUGCACAUGCCUGCCGAGUAA